Molecule: messenger RNA, 1323 nt
Organism: Corticium candelabrum
Lineage: Eukaryota; Metazoa; Porifera; Homoscleromorpha; Homosclerophorida; Plakinidae
Product: SPRY domain-containing protein 3-like
Exons: 2
Coding region: 16-783 (255 amino acids)
Biological process (GO): intracellular signal transduction
Molecular function (GO): protein binding
Source: RefSeq, a predicted model, not a curated record
UUUCCCGGAUGUCGAAUGAGUGCAAUGGACGUGUGUGGCGAAAAAUGCCCGUCAUCCUCGCUGCUUUGGAGAGAGUCGAGUCAAAUAGCAAUAGACGGCAACCGUUUGUCGUACACCGGCAGAAGACAAGUAUAUUUCCGUCACGAGGACGUUGGAAUAGCAAUCGGCAGACAUCGCUUCUCCAACUCGCGAAGAUACUUCGAGUUUCUUAUUGAAAACACGGGAAAUGAGGCAGAAAUUAACAUUGGUGUUGUGCACGAACAAUAUUCUCUCGAUAUGUUUCCGGGUUGGGAGCCUGGGUCAGCAGCCUACCAUGCAGAUGACGGCUUUUUGUUUGAUGAGGUCGCAAGAUCACAGAAUUUUUGUGUGAACACAUUAACGAAACUCGGAGUUUGUGGUAGAGGGGACAGGAUAGGAUGUGGCGUUCGAUUUCGAAAUGGACCGUUGGAUGGGAUGAAUACAUUGGAUGGGGUGAAUGGAUUGGCAGAAGGUGCGGAGAAGACUAGAGCAACCGUGUUUUUUACAAAGAAUGGGUAUGAAGUUGGAUGUUGUGAACAAGAGGUGCCGUUGAAGGGUCUCUAUCCGUCAAUUGGGUUACGAAGUGUUGGUUCACUAAUUCAAAUUGACAUGACCUCCUUCCAACCUGUUCCUCCUCUGAAGGACAUUUGUCGAUCUUGCAUCUCUGUGCUCGUGAAUUUCCAAGACGUUGAAGGUCUGCCAAUACCAAAGUGUCUCAUAACAUACCUGCGACAACGAUUGUGGCUGAAAAAGUGUCCUAGUUGAUAAAGGUUUGUUUUUCCUGUUUGUGAUACACUUUGGGUACAUUUAUUUGAAAAAAUUUAGUAAAAUUUUAACUUUUGAAUCUCUCGAGACACAUCUUUGAACUAGGUGCGAUUAUGUUUUGCAUAGGAAAUAGGUGAGGUUUUUAACGAAAUUGGUAUUGUUUGUGCCUUUAACGAAAUUGGUAUUGUUUGUGCCACUAUGUAGUAUGUAUCUUUCUGCUUUGAGUACCUCACAAUGGGAAGGAUAUUGACAUGAUCGAUGCAGACCAACCUUGGUGCAGUUAGUCUUUCAACUUGGCCUCGACCUCCUGUUGCUGCCAGUGUGCCUAACUUUAUUUUUAUAACUAUUUGAUCAUUAUCUAGGGAACCUUCUAGUUGUAGUUGGUCAAGUUCUUUAACUGCAUGGUGUAACAGUCACUGGAAUGAGGGUUAACGUUGUACAUAAACAGAGUAGAUCUCAGAAAUUCUACCUGAGUGUUUCCAUGUUGUUGUAAACGUAGCUGGUUUUCCUCUAUGAGCCCUCAAAACUACAGAGAAUGAC